This is a messenger RNA of Argentina anserina (silverweed cinquefoil), 1308 nucleotides long. RefSeq names its product RNA polymerase sigma factor sigD, chloroplastic. Gene Ontology annotation, molecular function: DNA-binding transcription factor activity. The record is from RefSeq and is a predicted model, not a curated record. The transcript is spliced from 5 exons. Bases 16 to 1308 code for a protein of 430 amino acids. Gene Ontology annotation, biological process: DNA-templated transcription initiation; regulation of DNA-templated transcription. NCBI's taxonomy places the organism in Eukaryota, Viridiplantae, Streptophyta, Magnoliopsida, Rosales, Rosaceae.
CUUCUACUUUGCUGCAUGGCCAUCACCACCGGCAUUUGUUCAUCACCAAACCAACCCCCACCUCUCCCCCCACUCUCCCUUCCAACCAAUCCACCACUCAAAACCGGCCACUUGCCUUUUCCCUCCUCCAAGUUUGGCGCCAACGAGACAUUCCUCAAUGGAGCUGCCGUGGAGGCAGUGACGCUGGCACGCGCUGUGGCGGAGGUGACCAGCGAUGUUACGGCGGUGAAGCAUGGGAUUGGUGAGGCUUGGAGUUGCAAUGAUUGUGAGGACUAUGCGAGUGAUGGUGGAUUGAUGGUAAGAAGGAAGAAGAGGAGGAGGAGGAAAAAAGGGUUGGAGUGUUUGGAUUUUGACGAGAGGAAGAGGGAGUUUGAAGAUUGCGGGGUCUCAUCUGGCGUUGUGAGAUAUGGUUAUCUGACCCCAAGAGAGGAGGCCGAGUGUUGUCAAAGUCUCAAGGAGGGAGCAAAACUAGAAUGUGAAAGAACAAGAGUUGCAAAAGCUCAAGAGCAUGAGCCAACCUCGAAACAGCUGGAAAAUGCGUUGAGGAUGAAGAUGAGUAGUAUAGAUAAAGUUAUUUGUAACAGAAGAGAGUCACAAGAAAAGAUUAUCAAGAGCUAUAGGGGACUUGUUGUGUCUGUUGCCAGCAUUUAUCAAGGGAAAGGAUUAAGCAUGCAGGACCUCAUCCAGGAAGGGAGCAUUGGUCUUCUUCGAGGGGCAGAGAAGUUUGAUCCUGAGAGAGGAUUGAAAUUAUCAACAUAUGUGUAUUGGUGGAUUAGACAAGCUAUCAUCAGAGCUAUAGAAAACAAGUCUAGGAUAAUCAGAUUACCAGGACACAUGUGUGGAGUGAUGGCAAAAAUCACAAAAGCUAAAAUUUCUUUCAACCAAAGAUUUCAGCGGCCGCCUAGUCACGAUGAAAUUGCUGAAACGAUAAAUGUACAAGCUUCAACUGUAAAACUGGUCUGUGAGAGGAGCAGACUCCCUCUUUCAUUGGAUCGAGCGGUGACCGAUCAAGGUUGCAUGGCACUCCAGGAUAUCAUAAGAGGGCCGGAUGACAUGAUGCCAGAAACAAUGCUUAGGAAACAGCUAAUGAAACAAGAAGUGGGGAAGCUUUUAAAGACUUUAAGUGACAGAGAAGCAAAUGUAUUGAGAUUACACUUCGGAUUAAAUGGACAAACACCUCAGUCAUUUGAGGAGAUAGGAAGAUUGUUAAAACUUUCGAGGGAGAGAGUUCGACAGAUUAACAUCAUUGCAUUAUCAAAACUAAAGCAGAAGAAUACUUUGGAGGAUCUGCAAUUGUAUAUUGUAUAG